UCUCUCCAGAACAAACAAAGGCCAUACUUGUCCUCUCAAAAAGCUUGAUUGGGAUACAAUAAAACUGCCCUGCAGCAGUCGUUGCUUCCUCAUACAGGAUUUGCUUUAGCAAUCUGAGACCCUUUCUCCCCUUGUCUCGUAUUCUAAACGGCUUUUUGUUCAUCCAAACAUCUGUCUUGUUUCUCCUGUCAGUAAUUCUCUUACAGCCAUGGACAUCAUAAAAAAUCCAUGGCUGAUACUUUCCGUACUCUUCAUUUACUUUUCUCCCAACUGCCGACUCUCCUUUGGUGCUGACACCAUCUCAGCAAAUCAAUCUCUGUCCGGUGAUCAAACAAUUGUUUCAUCUAAUGGAGACUUUGUAUUGGGCUUCUUCAAACCAGGUAACUCUUCCAACAACUAUGUAGGCAUGUGGUACGGUAAGGUGUCUGUACAGACCACAGUUUGGGUUGCAAACAGAGAGACACCAAUCCGUGAUAGAUACUUUUCAGAGUUAAAAAUAUCUAAUGGUAACUUAGUUUUGUUCAACGAGUCCCAAGUACCAAUUUGGUCCACAAAUAUUAGCUCAACCAGUUCUAGUUCUGUGGUAGCAGUUCUUGAAGAUAGUGGGAAUCUUGUUUUGAGAGAUGGGCCUAAUUCAUCAGCUCCGUUGUGGCAAAGUCUUGAUCAUCCAACACACACAUGGCUUCCUGGUGGUAAGCUUAGCUUGAAUAAACGAACCAAUAAAAGCCAACUGCUCACGUCAUGGAAAAAUUCAGAAGAUCCUGCACCGGGUCUCUACUCUCUUGAGCUAGACCCCAGUGGAAUCAAUCAAUAUUUGAUACUAUGGAAUAGGUCCGAAAAUUACUGGACCAGUGGAACUUGGGAUGAACAGACGAGGAUUUUUAGCUUAGUCCCGGAAAUGAGAUUGAAUUACAUCUAUAACUUCAGUUUUGUUACGAACGAGAACGAGAGUUAUUUUACUUAUUCUCUUUAUAAUCCUGCAAUCAUAUCUCGAUUUAUUAUGGAUUUUUCGGGGCAGAUUAAGCAACUGUCAUGGUUGGAAAGUAGCAAGCAGUGGAAUUUGUUUUGGUCACAACCCAGACAACAAUGCGAGGUUUAUGCUUUUUGUGGGGCUUUUGGCAGCUGCAAUGAGAGAGCUCUGCCUUUCUGUAAUUGUUUGAGAGGUUUCCAGCCAAAGUCACAAGACAAUUGGAAUCUAAGCGAUUAUUCUGGUGGGUGUGAAAGGAAAACCAAGCUGCAAUGUGAAGAUCCCAGUCCUGCUAAUGGAAAGAGUGAUAAAUUUCUAGAAAGCCCAAACAUGGUACUGCCUCAAGGUGCCCAGUCUAUGACCGGUGGGAGCAUUUCGGAAUGUGAAUCAACAUGCCUCAAGAAUUGUUCUUGCACUGCUUAUGCUUAUGAUAGUGAUGGGUGUAAAAUUUGGAUUGGAGAACUCUUGGAUCUGCAGCAACUUGCGGAAGAUGCUAGCAGUGGAAAAACAAUAUACAUCAGGCUAGCGGCAUCUGAGUUUUCGAGUUCCAGCAACAAUAAGGGAAUAAUCAUUGGAGCAGUUGCAGGUUCAGCCGGUUUAGUCCUAGGCCUUGUAAUGUUUGCAAUCUUGAAAUGGAAGAGACGAACGAUGAAAAUUCCGAAAGCAGUUGAAGGUUCACUUGUGGCUUUUGGAUACAGAGACUUACAGAAUGCAACGAAGAAUUUUUCUGAAAAACUGGGGGGAGGAGGCUUUGGUUCUGUUUUUAAAGGAACAUUGCCGGACUCGAGUUUCAUAGCUGUGAAGCAGCUUGAGAGCAUCAGUCAGGGAGAGAAGCAAUUUCGCACAGAGGUUAGCACAAUUGGGACAAUUCAACAUGUUAAUCUGGUGCGGCUUCGUGGGUUCUGCUCUGAAGGUACAAGAAAGUUGUUGGUAUAUGAUUACAUGCCAAAUAGUUCCCUGGAUGCCCAUCUCUUCCAUGACAAGAAUUCUAAAGUUCUAGACUGGAAAACAAGGUAUCAGGUUGCACUUGGUACAGCCAGAGGCUUAGCUUAUCUUCAUGAGAAGUGCAGAGAUUGUAUCAUUCACUGCGACAUCAAGCCAGAAAACAUUCUCUUAGAUGCUGACUUCUGUCCAAAAGUUGCAGAUUUUGGCCUGGCAAAGCUUAUUGGGCGGGAUUUCAGCAGGGUCCUGACAACUAUGAGAGGGACAAGGGGCUAUCUUGCACCAGAGUGGAUUUCAGGAGUCGCCAUUACAGCUAAAGCUGAUGUCUACAGCUACGGGAUGAUGCUUUUUGAGUUUGUGUCCGGAAGGAGAAACUCUGAACAAUCUGAAGAUGGAAAAAUUAGAUUCUUUCCAACUUGGGCUGCUAGCCUAAUAACUCAAGAUGGUGAUGUCCUUAGCCUAUUAGACGCCCGACUGAAAGGAGAAGCCCCUGUAGAAGAGCUCUCAAGAAUAUGUAAAGUGGCUUGUUGGUGUAUCCAAGAUGAUGAAACUCACAGGCCAUCAAUGGGUCAGGUUGUUCAGAUCCUAGAGGGGGUUUUGGAUGUGAACCUGCCUCCAGUUCCAAGAUCUUUACAAGUGUUUGACGACAACCAAGAGCAUAUAAUCUUCUUCACAGAGUCAUCCUCGAGCCAGAGUUCACAGGCACAGAGCAACAUUUCAACUGCCUCUUCUCAGGCUAAGAGCAGCACAUCAACAAUGAGUUCAUAAAUCAUGCAAAUAAUUGUGUGGAAGUGCGUUGAGAUAGUCAGCUUCGUCAUGUAUAUUUUUUUGAGAGUUUGUCUUUUCAUUCUUUUUUUUUCCCUGAUGCCCGAGUCAUUCUUAGUAGAGGUUGCUUUCUUUGUAGAGACCGGGGCAUGGUGCUUGCAUAAGUUGAGAGAAGCCUUGCUUCAUAAAUCAUAAUUAUAGGCAUGGGAUAAUGUAACUGGCUAUGGAUGUUUCUAUGGUCUCAAAGCUUUGUUGAUAUGUAUUUGCUUAUUGUAGAUCAUAUUCACGCAAACAGUUUAAAUCUUUCAUUGCAA
Molecule: messenger RNA, 2988 nt
Organism: Theobroma umbraticum
Lineage: Eukaryota; Viridiplantae; Streptophyta; Magnoliopsida; Malvales; Malvaceae
Product: S-locus lectin protein kinase family protein
Biological process (GO): protein phosphorylation; recognition of pollen
Molecular function (GO): ATP binding; protein serine/threonine kinase activity
Source: RefSeq, a predicted model, not a curated record